AUGGAAAGCCUCAUUAGUGAUGAGGGAUUUUCUGACCAAGUUUUUGAUAAUGACAACGACGAUGACAUCGAGUUGGAUGAUUGGACGCCCCCAGAUGAUGAACUUAUUCAGAAGAUGGUCUCUCAGAUCGAAUACUAUCUGUCCGACGAGAAUCUCGCCAAAGACGCUUUCCUUUUGAAACAUGUGAGGAGAAACAAAAUGGGAUAUGUAAACAUCAAAUUGCUGACAUCUUUUAAGAAGAUGAAGCACCUGACCAAAGACUGGCGGAUCACUGCCCACGCCCUGCGGCACUCCUUAAUGCUGGAGCUCAACGGAGAAGGGAACAAAGUGCGCCGGAAAGACCCUGUCCCGGAGUCGCUCCUGGUGCAGGUGCCCAGCAGGCUGCUACUGGUGUGGAACAUCUCAGAGGCGCCCUCUGCUGGCGACGCACCUGGCCAGCCCAGGAGCAGCAUGGAGUCUGCGGUCACCCUGCUUGGGCCUUUUGGGACCAUCUGCACAGUCCGGAUCAUCCGGCCUGGGAGGGAGCUGCCGCCGGAGGUGAGGAAGUAUGCCUACAAAUACCCGGAACUGUUCUCCCAGGAGAGUGUGCUGGUGGAGUAUGAAGACCUGGAGGGGGCGGGGCGCGCUUACCACGCCCUCUCCCAAUUGGACGGCGUGGUGAGAGUUGUCCUGGUGGGGCGAUGCUCCAGGAAGAAGGCGGGGCCGGAGGUGGGCUACCUGGAGGAGAGGUAUGCCGGGAAGGGUGUGGCCAUCCUGAAUCGGCGGAUGGAGCAGCUUCAGCUGAGAGCGGAGGACUCCUCGGCGUACAGCUCGUCCGAGUCGGAGCUCGCCACCUCCUCCCCGCUGCACACGCCCCGCUUCUGCGGCCCCUACGGCAGCCUCCUGCUGGGGCUGUCCCCGAAAUCCAGCCCCCGGAGCAGCCCCUGGAGCAGCCCCCGCUCCAGCCCACGCUCCAGCCCCAGGGUGCUCCAUGCACCCCCACCCGGACCCCGCGUAUCCCCCCUCCUGGCCUCCGAGGUGUGGGGCAGCCCCGAGACCAGCCCCGAGCUGGACCGCCGGGUUCCGGCCGACCCCUCGCCUGGCAGCCCCUGGGUGCAGAGGCGCAAGUUGGCGGCCCCACACGUCGCCCCCCUGGAGGACAGUAUCAGGAAGAGUCACCCCGGGCUGAAGAGGGCCCUGAACGGAAGCUCUUUGCCGCCAGGGGUCAUCCGCUUCCCACACGGGCCAGACGGGAGCAGGGGGUUCCACAAUAUUGCUGCCAGAGGGAAAAUUCCCAUUGUCAAGAUAUAA
Megalops cyprinoides (Indo-Pacific tarpon) is the source of this 1290-nucleotide messenger RNA. RefSeq names its product la-related protein 6-like. Gene Ontology annotation, cellular component: nucleus. Bases 1 to 1290 code for a protein of 429 amino acids. Lineage: Eukaryota; Metazoa; Chordata; Actinopteri; Elopiformes; Megalopidae. The record is from RefSeq and is a predicted model, not a curated record. Gene Ontology annotation, biological process: RNA processing. Gene Ontology annotation, molecular function: mRNA binding. The transcript has 3 exons.